CACUAUAUUGGUUGCUGCUUUUUUAGGAACUGCUAACGUGAAUAACACGUGCAGGAUUUCCAUUGUGUGGGAUCAUAUUCCACCUUUUCUGAAACUACUCAGGAAUUCCGAUCAACUUCAAUGGCUGGGUUCGCAAAAGCAUUCAGCGCUGCGAGAGAUGCGGCUUCUACCGCCUGGGGCUGUACGAAACAGCUUCCGAACUCAUCAACAGACCAACCAAAGGCCGGAGAUCAAACUUCCCAAACCGUAGAUCUUCAAGCGUUUCUUUUGAAGCCAUCAGAAGAAAUCCUGAAUGGAAUGUUUACAAGUAUGGUCAAGAGCGGUGAGACGAUUCUGGAGAAUUGGAUGAAACGGGACGGAGAAGAUGUUGAGGUCUUUGAACAAUUCAGCCUGUUGGCGUCCGAAAUCGUAUCCAGUACUACUUUUGGAAAGAAUUGCUUGGAAACAAACGGAAAAUCUCUUGACAUAGGGAAAAACCUCCUUGGGAAACUCCUAGAGGCCAACCAAGAAAGUGAAAAGAACAAAAAGGUGUCAAUUGAGGAGGAAAUUUCACAUGAGUGCAAGGCAUUCUGCUUCGUAGGAUAUACUGCAACAACAUCUCUCCUCGGUUGGACGAUGCAUAUGCUAUCUAGAGACAAGAGCUUGCAAGAAAAAGUGAGGAAUGAAGUGAUUGCAAUAUUUGGCUGCGAAGAUCUCCAUCCAGAAGGCAUUGCAAAAUUGACAAUUAUGGAUAAGAUUCUUGAAGAUUGUGAAAGGUCAUACCCUCUAGUACCAUUCCUCAAAGUGAUGGUUGCUGAGGGAUACGAAGAAAAACAGCCUGACAAGGACAAAACAAAUCUGAUCACCUCUCAGUUGUUUGGUUGUGACCGUGGAACAUGUCUGGCGUUGGAUUUCGCAAAGAUUGAAGCUAAAGUUGUUCUUUCGAUGAUCCUGAGGCGUUUCUUGGUCACACUCUCCCCUGCUUACAUUCACUCCCCAGUCUAUAGCUAUAUGAUCACUCCAAGACAUGGUAUCAGAGUUAUUCUCCAAGUGCAGAGAGAAGAUAGUAAGACAAUGAAGAUCGUCAAAACUGUUGGUGUGGUUGCUGGUGUCGCUGUUGCAGCAUGGGGUAUAACAAAGCUGUUAGGUAGUUUCGGACUGGAUGAACCAGUUUCAAAACCUGAACAAAGAAAGAAGAUGAUGAAGAAUCCAGGAAGGCCUCACCAAGUCAUUGAAAGGAAUGGGUUUGAAUCAGCACCAGCAGCGCGCUUCAAGAUGAACCGUGAGCUGAAGAAAGCUGAGAAAUUAGCAAAGGCUGCGCUAGGAAUCAAAUAAAAGUAUUAUAUCGAGCCGCAUUAAUUAGUUUUGUUUACUGUUAUCCACAAGAUUAUGACCACUUUGUAAUGUCUUCUACAUUAUCGUACUUUUUGAAGUUGUGUCACUUGAGACCAAUCACCCUCUAAUUUCAUGGUCAGAUUACCCUGUAUUAUGUUAUCUUUAGUAUGGCUUAACUCUUGGAUCUAGUUUUAUGUGGUGUGUAUAAUCCACUUAAUUGUUGGACGCAAAAA
Cuscuta europaea is the source of this 1547-nucleotide messenger RNA. Lineage: Eukaryota; Viridiplantae; Streptophyta; Magnoliopsida; Solanales; Convolvulaceae. The record is from the annotation of a GenBank genome assembly.